Molecule: messenger RNA, 450 nt
Organism: Laccaria bicolor S238N-H82
Lineage: Eukaryota; Fungi; Basidiomycota; Agaricomycetes; Agaricales; Hydnangiaceae
Exons: 2
Coding region: 1-450 (149 amino acids)
Source: RefSeq, a predicted model, not a curated record
AUGCCAAUCCCCCCACAAGGGCGCCGCAGGCAAAAGCGGAGGGGUUUGGGGGGGAUGCAAUUCCCCCCAAGGGGUCUGGGGUGUCCCCAGCCGUCGCGGCCGCCUUACAAACAUGUAUUUACUACAUGUUCUACCUACAUUCUAUGCACGUCUGUACGAACGACGUCGAGAGCGGCGGGAUUAUGUAAAGUAUUCAAACUCCGCCUUGGGCGGCGUGUGUUCAACCUCCCCUUAAAUGUCAAGAAAGGAGAGGAAUGGAUUAAUACACUAUCUCCUCCAGUGACUUAUCUGCUCAGAUGUAACUCAGAUGUAACAAGCCUUCUAUCUGGAACAGCCAUCAAAGCUAUAGUGGCAUAUAUCUCAGAUUAUGUGACUAAGCCUGGGUUAAAAACAUAUGCAAUAUUUGAUGCUAUUAGGCACUUCAGUCACCCACUAACAACUGACUAUUAG